AUGGCACCCGUCAAGAGGAAAUCCCAAGCUGCAAACGCGAAGAAGCCAGUGUCGAACAAGAAAAGAGGAAAAGCAGAGCCUUUGCUCGGAGCAGCGUGGUCAGCAUUCCUCCAACAUCUCGCCAAUGUUGGACCUACGUGGACGCUCAUUGCCAUGUGCUUGGCACAUUUAUUGUGUUGCCGUAUCACGGAAGUCUUACGAUUGCAGCUUCAGGACAUCCACUGGGAAACCAAGAAGAUUCGGAUUCGGGAACUCAAGGGGCAUGCAGAGAUGCUAAAGCCCUUAUCCCGAGCCGCAGUCUUGUUCCUGGAGAAGCUCAAGGCUGAAGGCGGUCGCAAGAUUUCUCGCACGAGGAUGUGGGGCAGCAGGGGUUUGGUGACUUUCAUGGAUUGCUGGAGGUUUCCACGGAAUGCUGAAGAUCACCUCUUUCCGGCUUCACGAAAGGACUGCGCCACACCCCACAGGAACAAAGAUGCCAUGGCCAAAAGUCUCCGGAAAUCUCGAAAGUCGUUCGUGCCUCCACCCGAAGCAGGCGCCGUUCAAGUAUCGAAGAUAAGGAGUCAUUCCGCUCGUCACAGAUGCAUCAACGACCUGAAGCAGAGCUGCACAGCGACAUCUACUGCUAUGCGUUUCUCCAGAAUCCGGUCUGCUCAGGUGUUCAACGGCUACGGUCAACAGUCAGACGACCAGAUUGCAGACGCCUUGCAAUCUGACGAGGGCCUUCAGCAGCUGUGGCUUGACAUCUACUCAUGA
Messenger RNA from Symbiodinium sp. CCMP2592, 753 nucleotides. The record is from the annotation of a GenBank genome assembly. NCBI's taxonomy places the organism in Eukaryota, Dinophyceae, Suessiales, Symbiodiniaceae.